CAAAAUAUAAAUUUACAUUAUACUUCUGCUGGGCACAUCGAUUGUCUAGGUUCGAAAAGCACAGUAGGAAAAUCCCUGGUGCCAAUCAAGCUUUAAGCACACGUCCCUACCGAAGUACCAGACUGCUCUCAUUCAGUCAUCAUGUCGUUGGCACCGCCCCGCGACACCGAACUGGGGUACACCCCUGCACCAUCGCCCGUGCCCUUUGACUCGCCGAUGCCGUCGCGAUUUGAUCUCGACGUAAACGGCACCAGUUACGCCGCAGUUACCGCAGACGAUAAGUCUGGUGAGACCGAUAAGGACGCUUCCGAGGGUAAUGCAAAGAAGCAAAAGAAAAGCUCGAUGUCGAAGAUGAUGCGUUCGUCGUCGGAUAAGGUCAAGGCAAAUGAAGCCAAAGCCUUCUUGCCGGAUGCGGAGAUUGAGCAGAGUACCAUAUAUCAGCUCAGCAAGCAUUACUUCGUCUUCUAUAGGUUCUUCAAAUGGUUCCAUGACAUCACAGUCGUCGGCGCCGAGCAACUAGAUGGCUCUGGUGGUCUCUUUGUCGGCACGCACACAACGCACAACGCGGAUAUCAUGCUGAACGGAAUAGCGCUUACGGAGGCAACAGGCAUAGUCCUUCGAGGACUAUACCAUCGGCAGAUUAUGAUGUUCAACCCGUGGCUGAGGAAUGUGGGUGGUGUCCCGGGCCAGCGGAAUACGGGUGCCACUUUGAUAAAGCAUGGUUUCUACCCCGGCUGCCUUCCCGGUGGCUCUGAAGAGGCAAUGACUGGACACAAGAACUCGUACAAGCUGCACUGGAAGUCAAAGUCAGGAAACUUGAGACAGGGAUUCGCCCACUUAGCCGUGGCUGUAGGCAAGCCGACUCACAUAUAUCCCAUAUUUUCCCAGAACUCGGAAGAGAUGAGAUUUGUGCCGCUACUGUGGUUGGGCAAUCUGCUCGGCCUUACGAAACUCUGGAGCAUGCUCAUUGAAUUCCUAGCGUUUGCGCCUGUCCUGCAGAACAUCCUCUACAACAUCGGAUCAAUGGUUUGGUUUUUCUGUGCGUACUUCUUCCCCAUCCCCAUCCCCGUGAAGGUGACGCUGCACAUUCUACCAGGAAUCCCCGUGAAGCCAGGAGACGAUCCGGUUGAGAUCGCCAGGAGAGUGCAUGACGAGUUUGAGGGUCACAUAAAGAGACUGCAGCCGUGGGCGCCGGCUAAGAACUAUACGGCCGCUCUGAAAGAUCGUUUUGUGACUGAUGUGAGCCAAAAGAAGAAAGCUUAGACUAAUCUUAGAGGACAACCAAGUUGUAGACUGCAUAGCAAGUAUGAUAUAUCUAGUGCGACCACAGCAAUUGAGCAGCGAGCUCAACGUGUACUCAGACAGGCGCAAGAUUUCAUACUAGUGCAUCAGAUGUGCAUGCCGGAAACUUUCAGACAGAAAAAGGAGCACGAUGUUUAGUUUAGGCAGUUUUUCCCUUUAGUGACUGUAAGUGGCCUGAGAAGAACAUCUUAUACUAUAGCUAUAUUUGCAGUAAUAUGCGCUGGAGAGAUAGCGACACUUGUUCGAUUAAACUUUCUGUAUCUAAAGUCGA
This is a messenger RNA of Sphaeroforma arctica JP610, 1573 nucleotides long. RefSeq lists its product as hypothetical. The coding region runs from base 142 to 1263 and encodes 373 amino acids. The transcript has 10 exons. Lineage: Eukaryota; Ichthyosporea; Ichthyophonida. Gene Ontology annotation, cellular component: membrane. The record is from RefSeq and is a predicted model, not a curated record.